AUGGCGCUGCGGCGCCUCCUGCUGCUGCUGCUGCUGCUGCUCUCGCUCGAGGCCCUGCGCCUGCUGCCCGGCGCCCGCGCCGCCCGCGGCCGCGCCGCCAACCGGACCCUGAGCGCCGGCGCCGCUGCCGUCGGGGGCCGGCGGCCCGGGGGCGCCCUGGCCCGCGGCGGCCGGGAGCUGAACGGCACGGCCCGCGCGCCCGGCGGCCCCGAGGCGGGCGGCCGGCGGGGGCAGCCCGUGGCGGCGGCCAGCGCGACCGUCACCUACGAGACGUGCUGGGGCUACUACGACGUGAGCGGCCAGUACGACAAGGAGUUCGAGUGCAACAACAGCGAGAGCGGCUACCUGUACUGCUGCGGCACCUGCUACUACCGCUUCUGCUGCAAGAAGCGCCACGAGAAGCUGGACCAGCGCCAGUGCACCAACUACCAGAGCCCCGUGUGGGUGCAGACGCCCAGCACCAAGGUGGUGUCGCCCGGGCCCGAGAACAAGUACGACCCGGAGAAGGAUAAGACCAACUUCACCGUCUACAUCACCUGCGGGGUCGUCGCCUGCGUCAUCGUGGCCGGCGUCUUCGCCAAGGUGUCCUACGACAAGGCCCACCGCCCCCCGCGGGAGAUGAACAUCCACAGGGCCCUGGCCGACAUCUUAAGACAGCAGGGACCAAUCCCCAUAGCACACUGUGAAAGAGAAACUAUCUCAGCUAUCAAUACCUCUCCCAAAGAGAACACACCGGUCAGAUCGUCCUCCAAAAACCACUACACCCCCGUGCGGACGGCCAAGCAGACUCCAGGACAUUAUGGGAAGGACACUCACCGAAGUGGAGGACCCGAUCUCCAUAACUUCAUCUCCUCCGGAUUUGUCACGUUAGGAAGAGGACACACGAAGGGUGAUCAUCAGUAUAACCAUCCGAUUUUAAGCAGUCCUACCCAGACCCCUACACAUGAGAAGCCAAGGAUGAACAACAUCCUGACGUCAGCCACGGAGCCCUAUGACCUCUCCUUCUCCAGAUCCUUCCAGAAUUUGGCCCACCUGCCCCCAUCCUAUGAGUCUGCAAUGAAGAGCCACCCCAGCAAGUACUCAUCCCUGAAGAGGCUAACUGACAAGGAAGCUGACGAGUAUUACAUGCGGAGGCGGCAUCUGCCUGACCUGGCCGCCCGCGGCACCCUACCCCUCAAUGUCAUCCAGAUGUCCCAACAGAAGCCCUUACCGCGGGAGCGGCCCCGCCGGCCCAUCCGGGCCAUGUCCCAGGACAGGGUUCUGUCGCCGGAGCGGGGCCUGCCGGAUGACUUCGGCCUGCCCUAUGACCGAAUUCUGUCCGACGAGCAGCUGCUCUCCACCGAGCGCCUGCACUCCCAGGAUCCGCUGCUGUCCCCGGAGCGGACGGCCUUCCCCGAGCAGUCCCUGUCGCGGGCCAUCUCGCACACGGACGUCUUUGUGUCCACGCCCGUGCUGGACCGCUACCGCAUGACCAAGAUGCACUCCCAUCCCAGUGCCUCCAGUAACUCCUAUGCCACCCUGGGCCAGAGCCAGACGGCCGCCAAGCGCCAGGCCUUCGCCUCCCGCAGACACAACACUGUGGAGCAGCUGCACUACAUCCCGGGCCACCACACCUGCUACACGGCCAGCAAGACGGAAGUGACCGUGUGA
Messenger RNA from Hyaena hyaena (striped hyena), 1650 nucleotides. It is a transcript of the gene SHISA6, whose product is annotated as shisa family member 6. The record is from RefSeq and is a predicted model, not a curated record. Gene Ontology annotation, biological process: regulation of AMPA receptor activity; regulation of short-term neuronal synaptic plasticity. Gene Ontology annotation, cellular component: dendritic spine membrane; postsynaptic membrane; AMPA glutamate receptor complex. Bases 1 to 1650 code for a protein of 549 amino acids. The transcript has 6 exons. NCBI's taxonomy places the organism in Eukaryota, Metazoa, Chordata, Mammalia, Carnivora, Hyaenidae.